Messenger RNA from Magnolia sinica, 528 nucleotides. RefSeq lists its product as uncharacterized. Lineage: Eukaryota; Viridiplantae; Streptophyta; Magnoliopsida; Magnoliales; Magnoliaceae. Bases 1 to 528 code for a protein of 175 amino acids. The transcript is spliced from 2 exons. The record is from RefSeq and is a predicted model, not a curated record.
AUGCGGGCGGUUAUGUCUACUUAUCACCUUAUGAUGAAGUUUCCCGCCGAGGGAGGGGUUGGAUACCUCCGAGGGGAUCAGCGUGAAGCUCGGAGGUAUUAUGCAAUAACUGUAAGAAAGGGUUCGGUGAAGCAGACCCUCACUGUUAACGUCCUCGACCCUAAAUCUCCUGCAGAAGACUCCUCCAUGGAGGACUUGACGACCGUCGUACUCGAGGAAGCUGACCCUAGCAGAACGGUUCUGCUCGGAUCGUCGCCGAAUUCUGAGCAUCGGCUGAAUGUGGAUCCGGAUCACAAGCCAGUGAAACAGAAGAGAAGAACAUUCGACGCCGAGAGGUACUUGGCCAUAGCAGAUGAAGUGUCGAAGCUUCUCGGCUUUGAAUUCAUUGAGGCAGUAUAUUAUCCAAACUGGAUCGCUAACGUGGUCCUCAUGAAGAAAGCCAACGGGAAGUGGCGGGUCUGUGUAGACUAUUCGGACCUGAACAAGACUUGCCCUAAAGACAGCUUCCCUCAGCCUCGGAUUGAUUAG